Molecule: messenger RNA, 785 nt
Organism: Drosophila rhopaloa
Lineage: Eukaryota; Metazoa; Arthropoda; Insecta; Diptera; Drosophilidae
Exons: 2
Coding region: 120-785 (221 amino acids)
Source: RefSeq, a predicted model, not a curated record
AUACAUCAAUUCAUGGCAUAUUUGAAAUGCAAAUGCCUUGGCAGUAAACUCUGCUCAAUGCCCGCGUGGAUAUGCGUGUGAACCAAUAAAUCAAGCUGGUUCAAGGGUUUUCAAUUGAAAUGUCUGACCCCUUGGUUAUUUGCGUUUGCGACUACUGGCAGCGGUGUCACUUCCACAAUCUUUCAAUCCGGGAGACCGGCGGCUCUUGUCGGGAAUCGAAGACCUUGAGGAGGAUGUGCAUCCAGGUGGACGCCAUCAAUGGGAAUUACUACCUGCGCGAGUUCCUCCAGCAAAAGGAGCUGUCCAGAAGCCUCAAGAGCAACCACGGCGUCCAGUUAGUUUGGCUGUCCUUCGAUCCCCCGGAAAAGGACACCGUGGACUAUCGAUUCGCGGACAUCCUGGCACGCACUCUGUGGGAGCACAUCGAAGUGGAGCAGCUCAUGUCCUGGCUUUCCACGCUGGGCGGUGGUUUCUCGGCCUUGGGAGAGCAAUUCGGACGAUGCGCGGAGACAGCCGGACAGAUCUCACUGCAGCAGCUGAAGAUUGGACUGUGCCUAGGAGAUCCCUUCCUACAAACGCGUUGCAAGCUGUACUUCAGCAUUUCCCUGAUUCAGCGGGGAAAACUCCGAGCGGCGAAGCACUUGAUCCGGGAGCAGUACUCUUUCGCGAGGAGCAACGCUGAGAAGGACAUGCGCCUGGUGCGGAUGUGCCUGGGCAUUUGGCAGCGACUUACCUACGAGUACGAGCAGCGGAGAAUGCGGAAAAUGAGCUCCAUAGACAUAUAA